AUGAAAAAACAAGCAGCGGCGUCUUCGACAGUCAUGAACUGGUCUGCUUCAAUCCAGACAACCCUCUCAGCAGACUCGGAGCCAUCUCUCAUGAUUGCUUUCGAUAACGCCAAAUACAUGUUCAACGCUGGCGAAAACACUGUCCGUUCCUUUGCCCACAGUGACUCCAAUCGGAAGAAACUCAAGGCCCUGUUCCUCACCCAACUGGGACCGCACAGAUCGGGUGGGGUUGCUGGCCUGCUUAUGACGUUGGCCGAUGCGAGUGCCGUUAAUGAGAUGAAGAUUGCUGGUCCGACUGGCCUGACACACUUUUUGGCCUCUAUGCGGUUUUAUACCUUUAGAGACAACUUGGCAGUUUCGCCGCUGGAAAUCGCGCCUCCCCCAGAGCACCCGAAGGAUCCUGAGCCCGUGUUCCAAGACGAGAAUAUCACGGUCUACGCGCUUCCGUUAACGCCUGACGAUGUCUCCUCGCCUUCAGCGCAAUCAGAGGACUCCUCCCUGAAGCGGAAACGCGAAACAUCACCCGACCAACCACGUAAGCGCUCAACGACCAGCGUCGAGGAUGAAGCCAGCCAUUUGUCUGCAGAACAACGAUCCCUGACUGAGCUUAUGGCCGACUCAAGUUUCAAACCCCAGUCUCUAACCGGAGAGAACGCGGCGGAAUAUCGAAGGUUGUUGGUUCAGACAAUGUUCCCUGCUGACGUCGCCAAAGUUCAGCAGUCGGAGAAGAAGGGCCAGGGUGAGGCAAUGAAGGUUCAAGGACACGGGAAGACCAAGAAGCAGAGGAAGGCAGAGGAAGCCGCCGCUACUGCCGCUUCCGCUAUUUCUGCCAAGGACGCGAUCAAGCGACGUUCUCCUUCUCCUGCGCCUUUCCCAGUAGACAAGGAUGCUCAAAAGUUCGACGACUACCGUCGCACACCCCGCCACCUUCCCAAAGGCUAUCACACCCAACUCCCCUCGCUCCCGCCCAACUUCCAACGGACACCCAUCGGCUACGUGAUCAUCGGUCCUCGCAUCCGUGGCCGCUUCGACGUCGCGCGGGCCACCGCCCUCGGCGUCCCACGCGGACCCCUUCGUGGUCUCCUCACCAAAGGCGAAACCGUCACCUUCCAAGUCGAAGAAACCUUCACCAAUGUCCAGGGACAGCAAGAGACUAGGAUGAAGGAUGUAACUGUAAAGCCUGAGCAGUGUGUCGGGGAGAGCGAGGCCCCGAGUGCGGUCGUAGUUCUGGACGUGCCUGAGAAACGGUAUCUGGGCAGUUUGGAGAAGUGGUUUGCGGAGGGUGUGAUUGGGAGGGUGAGGUCGAGGAAGGAGGAGGAUGAGAAGGAGUAUAGCGUUAAGGCGGUUUUCCAUAUGCUUGGAGAGGGAGUGUUGGAGGACCCGAGGUAUAUUGAAUUCAUGAAUGGGUUUAGGGACGGUGUGGAUCAUCUCGUUACCUCCAAAGAACACUGUCCAAAUCGCGUAACCUUCACCAGCGCGACGUUCAACCAACUCCGACUCAACAAGCUCGAUAACGAGAUGUUCCCCAUUCAAAAGUUCAACCUUGAGCCCUCCAAGUCACUGUCAUCUAUCCCGAACCUCCCUAAGAACACGCAACUUAUGAGGCCGAACGUGCGUAUAGGUGUACGGCCUUAUGCACCACCCAAGUUAGACCCGCAGACGGAAGGAAAGGAUUUGUUCCACCCCCUUGUUGAGGGGAAGAAGUUGGGCGAAGGGGAGAGUAUCGAGGUCCAGUUACCGGAGGAGACCGUCGAGAAGUUUGAGCAGGCAAGGGAGGCUGUGAAGAAGAUCGCAGAGGGUGCUGCAAAGCCCGUUGAGCGCCCUGGAGACGACGUCGUGGUUGUGCCGUUGGGAACAGGGAGCGCUGUUCCAGGACGAUACAGAACAGUCUCUUCUACACUUAUUCAGAUACCCAACUGGGGUAACAUCCUGUUGGAUGCGGGAGAAGGCACGUACUACCAGCUUGCUCGCCAUUUCGGGGAAGAGGGUGUGAAAGAGGUGUUGAGAGAUUUGAAAUGUCUGUAUUUGGAUCCGCCACCCGAAAACCCUCUCUACCUCGUCUCGAUCAGGAUUGUGCAGCUCUACCUUCAGGAGGUACAGCAGCUGUACGACUUGGGUAUCCGACCGUCUAUCAACACCAUAGAAGGAGCCGGAAACGCGGUUAUCCCCAUCCAGAGUGAAGCACUGCAUUAUGCUCGACCGGGUGAAUAUGCUUCGGGUUAUUGGGCUGUUAAUGGGACUGAGCCGUGGUUGGAUCCCAAGCGGUCUGUAACCCUUGCCAGGUCGAUGUGUGAAGCCCUUGGUUUGAGAAGCUUUAGCACGGUUGAUAUGCGACAUGGGACGAGGUGUUAUGGGUUGGUAGUGAAGCAUCGUGAUGGAUGGAGCAUUGCGUUCUCAGGUGAUACGGAGCCCACGGACAGCAUUGUGCACGCAGGGAGGAACGCGACGUUGCUCAUCCAUGAAGCUACUAUGUCAGACGACCAGGUCGAGUUGGCCAGGCAGAAGAAGCAUAGCACAUUCGGACAGGCCAUUGGUAUCGGAAGGCGAAUGAACGCGCGAACGAUCCUCCUCACCCACUUUUCCGCGCGACACCCCAAAAUCCCGAUGUCCGUGAUGGACAUCUCGUCCGACCCGACCACGCCAACCACCACCCGCCAAGGGUUCCAUAAAACUGAGCCGACGAUCGCUCUGGCGUUUGACCAGUCGUGUUUGAGGAUUGGGGAUAUGUGGAAGAUGAAGCAUUACUUGCCUGCGCUAGAGCAGAAUGAGAAGGAUACGGUGGCUAUUGAUGGGGAGGAUGAGGGAGUGGAGGGUGCUAUGGAUCUAGAUCCCAGUGCAUAA
Messenger RNA from Coprinopsis cinerea okayama7#130, 2841 nucleotides. Its product is annotated as 3' tRNA processing endoribonuclease. NCBI's taxonomy places the organism in Eukaryota, Fungi, Basidiomycota, Agaricomycetes, Agaricales, Psathyrellaceae. The transcript is spliced from 10 exons. Gene Ontology annotation, biological process: mitochondrial tRNA 3'-end processing. Gene Ontology annotation, molecular function: 3'-tRNA processing endoribonuclease activity. The record is from RefSeq and is a predicted model, not a curated record. Gene Ontology annotation, cellular component: mitochondrion. The coding region runs from base 1 to 2841 and encodes 946 amino acids.